Molecule: messenger RNA, 3392 nt
Organism: Oncorhynchus kisutch (coho salmon)
Lineage: Eukaryota; Metazoa; Chordata; Actinopteri; Salmoniformes; Salmonidae
Gene: cyb561d1
Product: cytochrome b561 family, member D1
Exons: 3
Coding region: 585-1280 (231 amino acids)
Molecular function (GO): transmembrane monodehydroascorbate reductase activity
Source: RefSeq, a predicted model, not a curated record
CUUCACAUGAUUCAACCCGGGCAAGUGUAAAAUAACUCCCUCAUGUCUCAUCCACCAAGAGAUUCUAUCCAGGAAGUGGAUUCGAGAACCCACCUGAUCGACUUGAACCAGUGGUAGUAGGCCUACAGUAAAUAUUCCAGGUGCGCUGGUCAAAAAGUAUCAGCUGGUCAUUAUCUGCGGGGUGUUUUGGAACGAAACCUGCCGGCCUGGAAUUUGAUUUAGUCUACGUAGGUGCGUAACAGUAAAAUGCUGCCGCUUUAUAAUCUCUGUAACAGGAGGGGAUUUACUAGCUACAGACUAAUCCGUUGAGACCGCACAUCCAUCGUUUCGUUUUCCUGUGAUGUGUUGGUCCACAUAGUUUGUGAUACGUUUAUGAAUGUGAUGCAAUUUGAUACAUCCUUGCUGCGCAAGAGUCCCGAGCGCGGUCACGGAUAGACUGGCGCCAACGGUUCAAGAACAUUAACUGUCCCGAUUUAUAUCCAACUAAUCUCCAUGUAUCUGCCACGACGCUCAGCGAACACAGACCAUCGGUUUAUCGUUGUACAGUUAGCCCGCACGCUCUCCAUUUAGCCGGCCGCGGAGCGAUGCGCGCAGAUGUGGAGUACAGCCCGGUCGGCGAGGGGCUGGGGAUGAGCGAGUUCUGGCUAUAUGUGUGGAUGCGAAGGGUCGCAGUGAUCGCUGCGCAUGUCAUAGCUGUGGGUCUCACUGUACUGAUUUCAAUACUAUCCCGCCCGGGAACAAGUCUAUUUUCCUGGCAUCCUGUGUGUAUGUCUAUCGCAUACAUCCUGUGCCUGACCGAGGGGAUCCUCCUCUUCUGUCCCGAGGGGACUCCGUUCUGCUUCAAGGCACGGAAGGGUAAAGUCCGUCUGCACUGGUUCAUCCAGGCCCUGGUCAUAUUGGCUGCAGCCACCGGAGUUGGCUUCAUGGUUGCCAGCAAGAACGUGUCAGAGCGCCCCCACCUGGCCACCUGGCACAGCCUGCUGGGGGUGGGCACCCUGGCUGCCACCGUCCUCCAGGCCGCCUGCGGUAUCUGCCUCCUCUUCCCUAAGCUGCUCAAGCUGUCGCCUCCACGGCUCAAGCUCUACCACGCCACCUGUGGCCUCGUGGUGUACCUGCUGGCGACUGUGACCGUGGUGUCGGCCAUGUUUUCUGACUGGUUCCAGGCCACGGUGAAGGGGGUGGUGUGGUAUGCCUUCCUGCUGCUGCCGCUGUUCCCAGCCCUGGUGAUCAUGAACCAAAUCACUAACGCCUACCUGCCACGCAAGAAGAUCACCACCUGAGACUAAGUUGUAGGUUUUCACAGUACAGUAGACUAUAGAUCAGUGUCUCCCAAACCUCUCAUGAGUACCCCCAGCCAGUCCACGUAUUUGAUGUAUUCGACAACUAGCACAGCUGAUUUAACUAACGAGGGGCUUGAUUUAUUAGGUGAUAAUUUCAAUCAGCUGUGUUAGUUCUGGAAAACGUCAAAUAAGUCGACUGUCUGUGGGUACUCAUGAGAGGUUGGGGAAACUGCUAUAUAUACAGAUAUACGUAUCUUGAAAGACUACCACCAGGAACUCAUUCUUACACAAGUACAAACAUAUACAAAGUACUAGUGACGGGAGUUAGUUGCAUACACACAUCUAUAAGAAGACCUGGGUGUGACCGUUGAAUCCUGAUAAACAUGUAUGGGGACAUGUAUCUGCCCUGAAAGGCUACUGAAAGCUGACCUCUGCUGGGACAGAGUGGAUGUAACCCUGAAGUCGUCUCCAUUCCGUCAUCUGUUUCUCCAGAGGCUACUCUGCAAAUAUUAUCCAGCGAACAAUAAGUCUGAGAUACUGUAUCUGGAUGAUUUAAGGCAGGGCUGGCCAACCCUGUUCCUGGAGAGCUACAGUCCUGUAGGUGUUCACUCCAACCCUAAUCUAGCGCACCUGAUUCUAAUAAUUAGCUGGUUGAUAAGCUGAAUCCGGUUGGUUACAACUGGGGUUGAAGUGAACCUAUAGGAGGGUAGCUCUCCAGGAACAGGGUUGGACAGCCCUGGUUUAAGGGAAUACAGUACCAUGGUGUAUCAACCUGAGUGUGGUUGUGAGCAGAGCAGCUAUGUGAGUGUGUUUUACCAACCCUUUAUACAUUUUGUUUAUGAUUCUUUUGUCUUCAGUCAGCCUAUAUGUUACUGUACAUUAGCGACACAUUUUUAAAAGGCUUUUUUUUUUACCAGUGUUUGACGUCCUGUCCGGAGAAGUGUGUGUGUGUCAUUGUCAUUGACACUGGAAAAUAUGAGCUUUCUCUGAAUGAAGGUAUUCGCUAGAAACACCUGGCGCACAAAGGCCUAUUGGAUGUACCAGCACGAUGCCUAAACUUCUCCCAGUCUUAUUCAGUAGGUAAAAACACUUGAAAGAAAUUGUGACCAAAUACCAGCAUGUUGUUGGGCCAUUUUUUUAUACUUGAUAAAGGGCAAAUAAGUCAAACAAAAAGGGAAUAAUAUAGUAAGAGACCAUAAAGAUUUUUUUUAUCAAGUCUUCAUAUGUAUUGCCUGCUGUGGCAGCCGCAGGAGUAAGGGAGUUGGUUCCUAAUUUUGUUUUCAGAGCAUACCUAGAACUCUGUAUUUCCUGCUAUGCUAUAGGUCAAGUUUACCACCAGCAGCUAAAGUAACUUGGUGUCAGACUAAUAAAAUGGCCUUUGGUGCCCAUGUUGUAAAACACAGUUCCUUGAACUACUCAAAUCUCUUCUCUGCUUCACUUGCUUGUAAAGCCAAUCCAACGCCCUCCUGUUUUAAUAACAUCUCUCCUAAUUUUAACUAAUGCAAGGAUGUGUUUACUGACUACAACGAGUGGCUGAAUUGAGUUUCUAAGGUGGUCUUUUUAGUGUUACUAUAUGCUCUAAUAGUUGUCGUUUGAGUUCCGGGAAUUGGGCGAAUGGACUCACACUGUGUACUUGCAGUUGGAAAAUUUCGCCUAGUUUUCACUUCUGCGCACCUAUGAACAUAGAUGUGUCUUCAGGUGUUGAGAAGUUGAUUUCUUCAAUGUUUGUUACGAGCACCUAAUGAAUGUAGCCUAUCCUACUAAGGGCUAUGACCUUCAAACUCUGUGCUCAUUAGAGUAAGAAGUGGCCCCUAACCACUGAUACAGGAGAAAAUAUUUUCUCAUCCCCCUAUAGGUUAGCAUUGAUAUGGGGUGUAGGGAAAUCUGAUCUUAGAUCUGUGUUUGAGGCAACUUCUACCUUGUGUGUUCAUUGGAUGAGCUGAGUAUUUUAUUAGUGGUCAGUAAUCUAGGAUUGUUUUAAAGAGGAACAUGCAAGAGAUUGUAACUCCUAACGAAGUUAUUUCCCAUGUUAUGCUUACUGGACAUGACCCAGAACUGUAAAGUUGCAGUGAACCUGCUGAUGUGUUGUCUAAAUAAAAACCUUGAAUCCCA